AUGGUGUGUAAUCUCUCCUUCAUCUCUCUGAUUUUAGGCCAAGCGGAGGAAAGGCCGUUGGUGGACACAAAGUACGGGAAGCUCCUGGGGGUCAGCGUGUCAGUAAAAGAAACGUCAAGAACUGCAGAUGCUUUCUAUGGAAUCCCCUUCGCAAAGCCUCCGGUAGGCUCAUUGAGAUUUGCAAAUCCGGAAUCAAUUGAGCCCUGGGAAUCCGUCCGAGACGCCUCCCAAUAUGCCCCCAUGUGUUUGCAGGACAUGGGAAUUAUGGAAGGUUUGAUCAACUACUACAAAACGUCAUUUAAGAUCCCGCCGUUUUCAGAGGAUUGCCUGUAUCUGAAUAUCUAUACUCCAAGCAACAGAGAAAAGGAAUCAAAGUUACCUGUCAUGGUCUUCAUACAUGGGGGCGGGCUGGUAAUAGGCGGAGCCUAUUAUGACGGGUCAGCGCUCAGCGUCUAUGAGAAUGUGGUUGUCGUGUCCAUUCAGUACCGGCUGGGAAUUCUGGGAUUCUUCAGUACCGGAGACAAUGAGCUGCCUGGCAAUCUCGGCUUCAUGGACCAGGUGGCGGCCCUCCAUUGGGUGCAGGAGAACAUCGCUGAUUUCGGGGGCGAUCGGCACUCUGUCACUAUAUUCGGGGAGUCCGCCGGGGGAGUCAGCGUCUCAGCUAUGGUGUUGUCACCCUUGGCUAAAGGAUUGUUUCACAAAGCCAUCGCUGAGAGCGGAUUUGCCACAAUGAGCAGCCUGAUGGUCAUGAAGCCGGAGGACCUCACCAUCUACCGUGAUGUAAGUCCACCAUGUGUGACUGUGGAGGGCAUUAGAGUGUAA
Messenger RNA from Staurois parvus, 822 nucleotides. NCBI's taxonomy places the organism in Eukaryota, Metazoa, Chordata, Amphibia, Anura, Ranidae. The record is from the annotation of a GenBank genome assembly.